This is a messenger RNA of Verticillium dahliae VdLs.17, 556 nucleotides long. RefSeq lists its product as uncharacterized. NCBI's taxonomy places the organism in Eukaryota, Fungi, Ascomycota, Sordariomycetes, Glomerellales, Plectosphaerellaceae. The transcript has 2 exons. The record is from RefSeq and is a predicted model, not a curated record. Bases 395 to 556 code for a protein of 53 amino acids.
UGACGGUCGAACAGGUCAUCUUCGUACUCGCCAACCGAAGGUUCCGUAGUUCAUUCCCCUCGCUUGGACGACCUUAUGCCACCAUCAUCGAGCCUGCCAACAAUACACCAACGUGGGUGACAGGGUGGCUCGGCGGCAUCGGUCCCAGACAUCUCAUAUCAGCCAUCCCAUCCCUUCAUAUACCAGAUCGCAACAUCUCAUAUGAUCCUCGUCUGAUGGGCGCGGGAUGUGACGACAGGGCCGGUGCACGUUGUAGCGAUUAGGUGCUCCAAUGCAGCCGAGAAAAAGCACAUACAUGUAGAGCUCAUGCGGGCUUCAAGCCCCACGUCGCAGGAUAAUGAGCGGCGGAGCGCGCCUAGGCUUUUCUUGCGCCUCCCGGCUCUAUUUGGAUCUGAUGUCCGCUCGCGAUCUCGGCGCCAGCUUCCGAAAUGGUCGCCUGCUCUCUGGCACCGUGGCACGGACGGGCGAUGCGCUGACAGGCGACACUGACAAGAACGGGCGGCGCGCCGUGAUAUGGUCAUUAACCGCCUGGCCGGGACAGGCGCCUGUCUCGUGA